Exophiala viscosa is the source of this 1240-nucleotide messenger RNA. Its product is annotated as gentisate 1,2-dioxygenase. Gene Ontology annotation, molecular function: dioxygenase activity. The transcript has 3 exons. NCBI's taxonomy places the organism in Eukaryota, Fungi, Ascomycota, Eurotiomycetes, Chaetothyriales, Herpotrichiellaceae. The record is from RefSeq and is a predicted model, not a curated record. The coding region runs from base 117 to 1133 and encodes 338 amino acids.
AGGAGGGGUCGGCGUUCCAUAAGUUUAAGACGUAGAAUAUCUAGAGCCUUUGACUUUUGUUUCACGAUAGUAGAAGGCAAUAGCAUCGGUACACUUCCAACCUCAAACAAUUCAACAUGUCUACCACCACGGAGACCGUCACUCAACCCGAGACUUCGAAAUGGGCGCCUUCGAAAGAGGAUGCGGAAGAGCUCGUCGCAGCCGCUCUCAAAGUACAUACUAAGCCCCUCUGGAUGGAGAUGGCGCGCUUGAAUCCUCCAGAGCCAAAUCCUCAGUGUAUUCCAUACAUCUGGCGGUAUGACGAAGUCAGGCCAAGCCUGCUUCGGGCGGGAGAAAUCGUCGACGAAAGCAAAGCGGAGAGACGAGUGCUAAUGCUGGUCAAUCCUGCUCGAGAUUCGCCAUAUACAACAGACACUUUAUACGCUGGACUCCAGCUGGUCAUGCCAAAUGAGACAGCUCGGGCACAUCGACAUUCUGCAUUCGCCAUGCGCUUCAUCAUCGAGGGACAGGGCGGGUUCACUGCUGUACACGGUCGGAGAAUCACCAUGCAGAGAGGCGACGUGAUCCUCACUCCAACGUGGAACUGGCACGACCACGGAAAGGAUGGCUCUGGACCCAUGAUCUGGCUCGAUGGUUUGGAUUUGCCAAACUUUAGACACUUUCCAGUUCAUUUCGUGGAGCACUUUCAACAGGCCAGAUAUCCUGCAGAUGACGUCGACUCGAACGAAUCACCCAUCGUCUUCCCCUGGAAAGCGAUGCAACAAAAACUCGAUGAAAAGAAGGGAGAUUGGUCGUCGGAAGACUAUUUGAAGAAGGACGGAAGACCAGUAUCCAAGAUCCUCGGUGGUUCUGCUGAGCGACUGAACGCAGGUUGCACAUCCUCUGCUGUUCGUGAAACUGCAUCAUCGGUCUACCAUGUUGUGACUGGCAAGGGAUACAGCGAGAUUAACGGCCAACGUAUCGAAUGGAAGCAAGGCGACACAUUCUGCGUCCCAGCAUGGAACAAGUACCAACACACUGCUGAAGAAGACCAGACAGUGUACUUGUACAGGUUCCAUGACAAGCCAAUGUUGACAUCGCUCGGGUUUUAUAGGGUCGAGGGUGUCGACGUAGAGAGCCUGGUGUCUGAUUAGUUCUUGGUCUAACGAAUUUUUUUUGUCUGUUGGAAUGUCAUCAAGAACAUCCGGUAUGAAUAUGUUGUAUAAAUGUUCUGCGCAAAAACAGAUGUCAAUUCCAAUCA